Messenger RNA from Yamadazyma jaroonii, 1200 nucleotides. The record is from the annotation of a GenBank genome assembly. NCBI's taxonomy places the organism in Eukaryota, Fungi, Ascomycota, Pichiomycetes, Serinales, Debaryomycetaceae.
AUGUUUGUAUUAUAUUGGUUUGGUAUUUUCCUUUUAUUCUUCAAUUUGGAUCAAUCCUUAGGGAUUGGGUGUGAUAAACCGACUCCCAUAGAAGAUAACAGCCAGUUAUCCCUGAUUCAAAGCUGCCAAAUUGUAAAUGGUGAUUUGGUGAUUCAAAAAUUUAAAGACCCGUUGAUUGAAUUGACUAAUUUGGAGAAAAUCAACGGGAACUUGAUAAUCAAGGAGUCUGCUGAGUUGGUGAGAGUUGAGGCACCCAAGUUAACAAGCUUGAAUGAAUUGAAAUUGAGCCAAUUGACUUCUUUGUCUUUAGUAAGUUUUCCGAAUCUUAGAAACGUUAAUUCUUUGAACUGGCAAGUGAUUCCGAUUUUAUCCAACAUUAGGUUUUCUUCGGAUGUGAAGGAUAUCGAGAACAUAGUAAUCAGUGACACAUCAUUAACAGGUUUCUCAGGAUUCCAAACGAAAGUUUUAAGAAACUUGGAUAUCAAUAAUAAUAGAUUUUUGGAAACCAUAAACUCGAAUGUUGAAAGUAUAACCGGCAAACUUAAAAUUGUUUCAAAUGCAUCAAACUUGAAAUUGUCUCUCCCAGAUUUGAAAUCAGUUGAUACUGUUAGUAUAAAUGAUGUUGAAGAGUUAAAUUUAUCAGGAUUGAAGGAGAUUAAUUCAUCCAUUAGUUUGAUAAACAACCAUUUCCAGAAAUUAUUGUUAGAAAAUCUCACAAGUAUUGGUGGCACGCUUUCAAUUUCAGAUAAUACAAGAUUGUCGGAUAUUGAUUUGAAAAAUUUGAAAGAAGUAAGAGGAGGGCUAAUGAUUAUUAACAACACUGACAUCUCACAAGUUGACUUUUUGAAAAAACUCCGAGUGAUAGACGGUGGUCUAGAAGUCAGUGGUAAUUUAGAAUAUUUGGAUUUUCCUGAAUUGAAGUUAAUUAAAGGUUCGGUUAAAAUCAAAUCUACCAAUAAAAAGUUCAAUUGCAAUAAAAUCAUCCGAGAAAAAUUGAGUUUGGCGUUGAGAGGGGGGAAGAUUACUUGUGAGUCGAUAGACCCAAGCAAUAAUUAUAGGUCCAUUGAUGGUUUAAACGAUCUCGAAGAUGUCAAUAACAAUUUUGGAUAUAACGCAACACAGAUAUCCAAUGGUAAUAGAUUAACCCCAAUUAUCAUGCAAUUGAUGAGAAGUGUUUCAACUUUUGCUGGAGGAUUAUAG